AAAAGAAAGAAGCACCAAGCCUUCUGAGCCGCUCGUAGACUGAUACUUCGUAUCUCAGAGCCCCACAAAUCAAUCAGGGAUGCUGCGCGGAAGCCCUCCAACGCCUCGGACAAGGACCCCCGCUCAGAAGAAAAAGCUCUCUUUGCAACGAUCCAGCAGUUUCAAGGAUUUUGGAAAAUCGAAGCCAAGCUCCCCAGUUGUGUGCGAGAAGGAGUUCAACUUGGAGAAUGAGAUCCUUGAAGAUGACGCUGGGUCUGGAACCAAAGGAGCAGAAGAAGUUAAGCACAGUGGAGGCAAGUUCGGCAAAAAGUGGCGGGCCGUAAUAUCUCGGACCAUGAACAGAAAAUCAGGAAAGAUUAUGCUGAAGGCGAUGGCUGAUGAAAUGGAAGAACCAGGAGAACAAGCAUCCUCGUCCCCCGUAUCCCCUGAUGGGAGCUUCCCCUGCAAACUGUCAGACUAUGAGGACAGUGAACACACAACAGUCAGCAGACAGACCUCUAGUGGCAGUGAGCUGUGCAGUCCGUCAUACAUGUUCAGCACCAGGGACAGCAUGAAUAUGGAAUGCAUGUCGCCGCCGUACACGGGCCCGUUUUGUGGGAAAGCGAAGGUCCAUACCGACUUCACACCGAGCCCUUACGAAAAGGAUUCGCUCAAGCUUAGAGUUGGAGAUAUCAUUGACAUCAUUGAAAAACCACCAGAUGGCACGUGGACGGGAAUGCUCAACAACAAGGUUGGGUCAUUCAAGUUUAUCUAUGUUAAUAUUCUGCCUGAAGAGAAAGACGCCCCGAGAAAAGCCAGGAGACGCGGACGGAGCAAGAAGUCCCAACCGAAGAGUCUGCAGGAGCUGCUAGAACGCAUUAAUAUGCAGGAACAUAUUGCAACCCUCAUGCUGAACGGUUACGAGACGAUCGAAGACUUUAAAGACCUGACGGAGAGUCACCUGCUUGAACUAAAUAUCACUGACCCACAACACGUCGUCAAGCUCCUGACUGCGGCCGAGUUCCUGCUGGAUUAUGGCACCGGCAGUGAAUCAGAGGAGGUGACCGAGACAUCUUCCAACCAAAACUGUCACCUUCCGCGAGACUCGGGCUGCUAUGAGGGAUCAGAGAAUUUUGAGAACAGUCGGGAUGAGACAGACAAGACCAGUAUGGAGAACUUACAGAACUUAUCCUUAGAAGACUCCGUUAUCCAGAAGCAGUCUCAUAACGGCUGAUGGAUGGAUGAGAACCGGAACCUCGAGAUUGUGAAACUGAAGAACAAACGGGUAACAUCCAGGAAUAAGUCAAAUAGAAAACCAUCAAGUGGACUAAAAAUAAUGAUGCCUCUGACCUGGCAAGAUUCCUGGAUAUAAGGACCAAAUACGUUUUCUAAUAUUACACAGUAUUGUAAACUUUCUUUUUUGUCUUUUUUUCUGUUGGUUUAUUGGUAUAGUCUUUUUGUUGUAGCUUUUGGAUUAUAUUGUACAGUUCUUCACAGUCCUCAGGCAUAUUACAGCACAUACAGAUGAUAAGUAAUAUGCAUUUUGUAAAAGAUAAUGUUACAAUGCAGAGAGGAUUAAAACAAACUUCUUAUGUGACACAUCGUAUGAUGCAUUGUGAAGGACAAAGACCUUUCAUGAACUUCUUGUGUGACAUAAAGGUGUAGACAGUCUCGGACUGGGACGUGAAGGGCCCACCAGGGGGAUGCAAUGGUAUGGGCCUAUGCUUAAGGGGCGGGUCAUCCACCAGAGGGGGUGUGGUCAGGAAUCGCAGAUGCUUGGCCGUCAGACAAAGCUUGGUGUCAUUUUUAUAGAAGUGAACCAAGAACCCAUGUUUAUCAGUGGUCCUGCUCCACUGGAUAACUUCCCAUCUAAUACAGUAACAAUGUACAAUUUGAGUCUGGAACAUGAGGGGGUGGGCCCUUAUGCAGUGGGGCCCACCGGGAAUGCCCCCUGUGCUCCGGUGGGCCAGUCCAAUCCUGUGUGUAGAAGCAAAAUUACAUACUGUACUAGUAUUACCAACAUCCAGGAGGAUCUUACCCAACUAGUGGCCAAAUACAGAGAUGGACACUGCGGAGUCUGCCGUUGCCGGAGUCGUGGCUGUGAUGAUGUGUAGUAGCAAGCACUGAGACACCCACUUUCUGCAUCUAUGCACCGCCGGUGAUUCCUGAUAAGCCACAAGCAAUUCCUCCAUCAGAAUAUGGCCUCUGGGGCUGUGCGUUUGAGAAUGCAGCCGCUUUCACAGACAUGCCCGCGACACUUCCAUAACACGCCUUUGAGACAAAUUAUUUUCACGCUCACUGCAGGCCACCUAACAGUCACUGCCCAGGAACACUUGUCACGGUGCUGCCUUAUAUCGGAUGCCCUCUCUUCCGAUCGCAAUAGAAUCAUUGAGUCGUGGUGUUCAGGACUUUUUGCACAUGCGCAAUGACAUAAAGGUGUAGACAGUCUCGGACUGGGGCGCGAAGGGCCCACCAGGGGGAUGCAAUGGUAUGUUCCCAUGCUUAAGGGGCGGGUCAGUUCCUCCUUUCAACUACGUGAACAGCGCCAUAGCGUUCGAAUUGCGUGCACCUCUGGCUCCGGCCCUGGAACACAUACGGUUAAGUUGGGGAAUUGCUGGCGCUAUAUACCUAUUAAAUAAGUGGCCCACAUUCAUCCACAUAUUUUAUUUUAAUUCAAGUUUACAAACUGUCCAUAAAAAACAUAAAAAAGUUGAAUGUUGCAUCUGUCCAUAAGAACUAAGUAGAAGUGCUGCAAUACACACAUUAUUAACAGUACUUAUCACACCAGUAACUAUAUGAUGGUGUAUGGUCAUGCACUCUUUACUUAGAAUCUUUGUAGACCAUUCAAUGCUUGGCGCUGUGCCGUCAGGCUUCACCGCGAUGCCCGGCUGCGCAAAUUACUGCUUAUUUACAAACUUUGCUCAUUUUCCUGCACACAGUGACAGGGGGGUGAAGACAGAUCGCUGAUGACAGAAUCGCCCUCUAUGAUUCUGGCUCUGUUGUAGAUGCUACGUCUUUUUUUUAAUCCUGGCACACUUUGGGAAUAAUAGAUGCAAGCAGUCAGGAGUCAGGCCCAGAGGGCUUAGCGAGUCUCAUUGAUGAAAACCCAUUGAGUCCACUUACAGCUGAACACUCCACAGUCUGAUUUUAGUUAAACAUAAUUACUGUAUGUCCUUCGAUGGACAGCCUCUAAGCGACUGUGAUGGCUCCAUCUGGGCUCAGCUAAUAGAUUUGUGUCCAUACGGAGCUUAAACGUCAACGUGUCUUCUGUUCUAUAAAACUCACCUCUACAUGUAUUUCUGUGUACUAAAGGUCAUCUGAGUAUUAAAUAAAGUUGUACAUAG
Molecule: messenger RNA, 3323 nt
Organism: Pseudophryne corroboree (corroboree frog)
Lineage: Eukaryota; Metazoa; Chordata; Amphibia; Anura; Myobatrachidae
Gene: SASH3
Product: SAM and SH3 domain containing 3
Exons: 8
Coding region: 80-1213 (377 amino acids)
Biological process (GO): positive regulation of adaptive immune response; positive regulation of immunoglobulin production; positive regulation of B cell proliferation
Cellular component (GO): nucleus; cytoplasm
Molecular function (GO): protein binding
Source: RefSeq, a predicted model, not a curated record